Messenger RNA from Saxophila tyrrhenica, 1755 nucleotides. RefSeq names its product Origin recognition complex subunit 2 (gene ORC2). Gene Ontology annotation, cellular component: nucleus; nuclear origin of replication recognition complex. The record is from RefSeq and is a predicted model, not a curated record. Gene Ontology annotation, biological process: regulation of DNA-templated transcription; DNA replication. The transcript has a single exon. Bases 1 to 1755 code for a protein of 584 amino acids. Lineage: Eukaryota; Fungi; Ascomycota; Dothideomycetes; Mycosphaerellales; Extremaceae. Gene Ontology annotation, molecular function: DNA replication origin binding.
AUGCCAAAGCGACGGAGGACAGACAAUGCGGUAGAGGAGGAAGAGUCAACACCACAAAAGACGAGGAGAACGGCGCAGAAUGACAGCCCGCCGAGCAAUGCAACAACACCUUCCAACCGCAAGUCGAUCCUCAAGGGGACACCGACGAGAGGUCCAAAUGGGACGUCUGUAGUGGAACCAACGCCCAAGUCGCUGAGGAAGGUCCUGUUCUCGACGCCGGCGGAGAAAGCAGAGGCAGCGGAGGAGCAAGAGACGCCUACAGCAACCCGCAACGACCGCUCGGCUCGUAGGAAGAGUGCGCGGACGUUGCAGAAGCAGCCUGACGAUGAGAGCGAGGAUGGAGAUGUCGCGCAAGACACGGCGCUCGCGGAGGCCAUUCUUGACCAAGAGGACGAGAUAGUGGGAGAAGAUGAGGAGGAGGUGGUAGUGGCAGAUGCAUCUAGCCAGCCCACAGCAGACACACCCACCAAACGCGGCAGAGGCAGACCCAGAGGACGGCCCAAGAAGGAGAGAACGCCAUCGCCGCCACCCGAUCUUCCACCACAUGAACUGUAUUUCUUCCAGAACCGCGCGGGAGCCAACAAGACCUCCGCCAACACUCUCGCCCCGAACCUGCUGCUCAACCACGAAGACUACCUCACCAACAUCAACGCCUACAAGGAUCCCCACGAACAAGACAUCAAGCGUCUGGCCGACCUUCACAAACGCGCCUUCGACCAGUGGACUUUCGAACGUGAGGAAGGCUUCAACCUCUGCCUGUAUGGCUACGGCUCGAAACGCCAGCUCUUGAUGGAUUACGCCGACCACCUUUACCACAGCAGCCCGAAACCGCCCAGGAUCGUCGUGGUGAACGGCUACACGCCUGGCUUAACCCUCCGCGACAUCUUCACUCUCCUCGCGAAGACCGUCCUCCCCAAGUCGACUAAAUUGCCCUCCUUGCCAGUUCCACUUCUCGACCUUGUCCUCACGCACCUCACCUCAAAUCCACCGUCUCCGCCAAUAACACUCUUGGUCCAUUCUCUCGACUCGCCAACUCUCCGGCGUGCCCCUGCCCCAGCUUUACUCGGACGCCUCGCCGCGCAUCCCUUCAUUUCCUUCAUCGCCAGCGUGGACACGCCCCAGUUCGCCCUUCUCUGGCCUCCAGCCCUGCUUCGCCAGUACAACUGGCUCUACCACGACACCACGACCUUCAAACCCUACAUCGCCGAAAUCGAUGUCGUGGAAGAAGUCAACGCCUUGCUCGGCAGAAGCGGACGCAAGAUCGGUGGCAAAGACGGCGUAGCAUUCGUGCUGAAGAGCUUACCCGAGAACGCGAGGAACCUCUUCCGUAUACUGGUGAUUGAGCAGCUGGGUGCCAUGAGCCACCUAGAAGCGGACGCUACGCUCGGUGGUGGCGACGUGGAGGAUGAAGAUGAAGGAAUGUUGGGUGUGAGCGACGACGAGGACGCGGCAGCUGAGGCACAAGCUACGCCUUCUCGACGGCAGAAACGAGGACGACCGCCUAAGAAGGCUAAGGCUGCGGUGACGAAGAAGGUUGUAGCGCCUGCGGCGGAGGGGGUGGAGUAUCGCACGCUCUAUCAUAAGGCCGUGGAGGAGUUUGUGUGUUCGAGCGAGCUGAGUUUCCGGACAUUGUUGAAGGAGUUUCACGAUCAUCAGAUGGUUGAGAGUCGGAAAGACGGGAUGGGGGUGGAACGGCUUUUCGUUCCCGGUAUGGGGAGGGGUGAAUUGGAGGGGCUGUUGGAAGAACUAGUCUGA